AUGGAUGUGUGCUCAAAGUUCAAAAAAGAAGUUUAUAGCGUCAAAUAUCAAGAUGGAGCCUAUCCAGAUCAAAAUGGAACAUGUUCUCAGCCUACUUAUGAUAAGGCGACCGAUGACACACGUGCUCUUAUAGAGCUCAACUGUACGCGAUGGCUUGUUGGAUUUGAUACAAAAACCGAAUUAACAAAUGAUUAUGAUGACCAAGUAAUACAAUGUGCAAUGAAUUGUGCAGCAAAUGGAAGGUUGAGCCAUUACCCAGAAUCAAAUUCCUCAUGUUAUACGCCAGCAGCGUAUGCAGGGUGUAGUACAUCAAAUCUUGCAGCAAGCUCUGGAUAUCUUAAUGCUGCAACAGCACUUCAGCAACUUAUUGAUGACCAAGGUGGUAAUAACUUAGAAGUAGGUCACAGAAGAUGGAUUUUAUACAGUGGCCUGACAAAAACUACAUUUGGAGGAGCCUACAAUUCAGAGGCAUUUUUAUCGAAUGCUGUAGCCCAAAAAGUUAUAUUUGAUGAUUCUGAAUCAGGUAAGCAAUUAACUUUUACAGCAUAUCCUCCACCUGGAUACUUCCCAGCACAGUUCGUAUACAGCAGAUUUAGUUUUUGGGCUCCUGGUAUUCCUUUGGGUGCUGAUGUGAACGUUACAGUUAAAAUCAACGAUGUUCCUCAAAACUUAAGCGAGUUUCAUAUAUUUACAGAAGGCGGCGUUGGAGAUUAUAGUGGAGGUGCAAUGUUUGCCAUGGAAAAGUAUCCAUAUAUUUCAGAUAUCGUUAACAAAAGAAUUGAUGUUCAAGUGACAUACAAAACUACAGUUUACGAUUACACUAUAUAUCCUAUUGACUGUAGUGAUAAACCAAUGCGAACUCCAGUUCCAACUGCCGAAGGUGACAAAUACAACAGUCAAGAUAUCGGAGAAGCUCCGAAAAAGCAGCGUCAAAAGAAAGUUGCCAUUGGUGCGGGUGUUGGUGUUAGCCUUGCUGUUAUCGUUAUCGUUGUUAUUGUCUUAUUUAUUGUUUUCCGUCAUGGUUGUUCAAUUAAUCACGACAACGACGAAACUAACAACAAUAACAAUGACAACAAUGACAACAACGACGAUCAGUCUAACAGCGGCGAAAACCAUCUUGAAGAUGCAUGA
This is a messenger RNA of Trichomonas vaginalis G3, 1131 nucleotides long. Its product is annotated as DNA-directed 5'-3' RNA polymerase protein. The coding region runs from base 1 to 1131 and encodes 376 amino acids. The record is from RefSeq and is a predicted model, not a curated record. Lineage: Eukaryota; Parabasalia; Trichomonadida; Trichomonadidae. The transcript has a single exon.